Messenger RNA from Hemibagrus wyckioides, 4429 nucleotides. It is a transcript of the gene prrg1, whose product is annotated as proline rich Gla (G-carboxyglutamic acid) 1. The record is from RefSeq and is a predicted model, not a curated record. Gene Ontology annotation, cellular component: extracellular region. NCBI's taxonomy places the organism in Eukaryota, Metazoa, Chordata, Actinopteri, Siluriformes, Bagridae. Bases 236 to 838 code for a protein of 200 amino acids. The transcript has 4 exons. Gene Ontology annotation, molecular function: calcium ion binding.
CUCUCUGUGUGUGUUUGUGUGUGUGUGUGUGUUUAAAGAUGUCUGGUCAUUAGGUGUUUAGGAUGUAGAAGAAAGUUGAAACCAGCAGCGUUUUCGUUGGUUUGUUUGGUGCGCGAGACCGCGUCGCUCGCGCGGAUGGAUUAACGGUAAAUCAGUCAGUGUCAGUUAGCGGAGUUAGCGUAGCCACACGGAGAGCGUUAGCGAUUAAAAUACGGUUUACAGAGCUGCAGGAAUCAUGGGAGCCGUGUUCCUGCCAGCAGACACGGCGCAUGCCGUGCUGAGGAGGCUCCCGAGAGCCAACUUCUUCCUGGAGGAGAUGAAGCAGGGAAACAUCCAGCGCGAGUGCAGGGAGGAGAUCUGUAACUACGAGGAGGCCCGAGAGGCUUUUGAGAACGACGAGAAGACGCGGCGAUUUUGGGAGGAGUAUCAGCGCGAAAGCAGCCCAAAACCCGGAGGACUUCAGUCCAUAGUGGGCGGAGUCAACUCACUGUACCUAGUCUUGCCUCUACUGCUGUUGCUGCUUCUCAUCGCUGUUGUCUCUUUCACCGCAUGGAGAUGCCACUCGCGCAAACGAUCCCAGCGCAGCCCUGCCAUGGGCCAGAGAGACUCCGCCCUUGCCGUCGUUUCCAUGGACCAGUGGGGGCAAGGCUACCAGCCUGACCCCACCUAUUCGGGUGACGACAUCACGCCGGGGCAGGUCAGCGUCGCGGAUCCACCUCCGUCUUAUGAGGAAGCUGUGGGUCACAUGGAUGUCCAUGUGGAGACAGAGCCUCCGCCCCAGUAUGAUGACAUCAUCAGAGGCUCUGCGAGCAACGCCGUGAUUGGCCAGGCCAAGUGAAGCACUUUUUAAUCACAACGCAGCCUCGCUCCUGAGGUUUACUCCACGCCAAACGCUGCUUCUCUUAGCGCUCUUUACAACGAGAGAACUGAACGCAACUCACCAGUUUGCUGCUGAAAUAGAUGUUUUAAUACACUUAUGUUUUAAUACCAGCAAAAGCCAGAAAUACGAGCAGCCAUACGCGUACUUUUCCACAGAAUAUAUCAGUCUGGAGUAUAAGAUGCAACAGAUUGCUUACAGACAAAAAUAUUAAUGCUGCAUUAGAGCGCAAGAGGCAUUUUAGUUUUAGUUUUAUUAUAUUAUGUUGCCAUAGUUACUAAAUCGAGGUUAAUUUAUAUAGUAAUUGACUGAUAAAAAACUAUUUGACCGAGAUAUUACAAGAAAGACAUCAGAUAUAUCUAAUCAAAUCGAUUCAAAAGGAAUAGGAACACCCCCCCUUUUUUAAAGCUACUGGAGCUUUACAACUACCUUUGUAAAAAUUAACAGACGUGCAAAAAUAAUCAGUGCAUCUUAUAGUCCAGGAAAUGAUAUAUUUAAUCCAAACACAGCAUCCUAACCAGGAGAGGAAUCAAACCGUGAAGAGGAAAACAAAAUGGUGGACAGUCAUGUGUCAGGCAGUUAACAUGAAGUGUAACUACGACAGCGUGUCCAGUGCUGCCACUGCCGCUGCUGUGAGUUAUCCGAGUGACCCGUCUCGCUGUCAUUCCUCAUCAGGCUCCACCGAAACCCUGAAAUCGAGCCAAACCGCAGCUCUCGACAACAAACAGCCCGAGUCAUAGGAUGGAGAAAAGCAGAGGAAGCACACUUUUCUCUUUUUUUCGUUCUUCUUUUUUUUAACCUUACUCGUCGAAUAUUCCAGCUCAUUAGAUACUGCAACAGUAGCACCCAUGAUCCAUUAGCUGUAACACAGAAUGUGUGUGUGUGUGUGUGUGCUCUAACACACCUGAUCGAUAGGAAACAAGUGUGUGAGAGUUGAGCAAGCGCUAAUCCGUGCAGUGCUCUAGCCAAACUAGCGUCCAGCUUCAUUUACACCAGCAAACCGCGGGUCGUUGUCUGUGAACACGCGCAUGACUGUGAAAUGAAACUUCUACCAACUUUUAUGCAAAUCAUUUACAACCCAGGUGAGCGAUGAAGUGAUGUACCGGGGUUUUGUACGCUAUCUAUCUGGCUGAUCAUAUCUCAGUUUAGUUUCAUUAUGAAAAAGAAAGGAAUUAACCACUACGUCAUAACGUUCUAGGAAAAUAAUCAACAAUUACUUUUUUUUUAUAUAUAUAUAUAAAUUCUUGAAGCGUUUUAUUCCUCUUAUACCACAGCACUUUUCACAUUUUGUCACAGAAUACUUUUUAUCCAUUUAUAGUUACAUGAUUAUGUGUAAAUCAUGAGCGAUAUUGCAUUGAAAGUAGAAAAUUGAGGUCUGAUUUUUUUGUUUUAUUUUAUUAACUCCACAGGAAAUAGCCACAGGAGCUAUGUUGUGUUUAUUUGUCACAUAUACAUGACUGCACAGUGAAAUUCGUUCUUUGCAUAUCCCAUCCUUGAGAGUUGGGGUCAGGGCGCAGGGUCAGCCAUGAUACAGUGCCCCUGAAGCCGGGUGGGUUGGGGUAGCAGCUGGGCGGUGCUGGGGCUUGAACCCCAAUCUUCCGGUCAACUACCCAGAGCUUUAACCACUUGAGCUACCACCGCCCCCCUAGUAGUUUGAAUGUUCCACAAUGCUAAAUGUAACUAUAAAUGGAUAAAAAAAUAUAGUGUGUUGUUUUUAAUAAACAGAACAGUGUAAUUGGGGGUAAAUUGCUGUGGUAUAAGAGGAAUAAAACAGUUCAGGACGUGCUGUUAUAGGAACAUAAUCAGCUCCUCUUCAUCACGCCAGGCAGGUCACUGAGUACUCUCCUGUAACAGCACGAUGCCAAGUGUUUUAUUCCUCUUAUACAGCCUCGUAUUCAUCUCCCAGCCUAUCACACUAUUAAAGAUGCAAUGAUCUAGAGUUUUUAUUUAGUAAGAAAGUGCUGUUUUCUUUAUUGUGGCUGAGAGUCACGUAAAAUUAAAAUAAAUGAACAGAAUUUAAGAUAUUCAGCCAGUUGAAAGGCAGCUUUAAGACCGCCUUCUUUUCAAAUAGACAGAUUAAAAGACGUACACUAUAUUGCCAAAAGUUUUGGGACACCCCUCCAGAUCAUUUUAUUCAGGUGUUGUUUUUCAGGGGUUGGGCUCCGCCCCUUAGUUCCAGUGAAAGGAACUCUUAAUGCUUCAGCUUCAUACCAAGACAUUUUGGACAAUUUCAUGCUCUUUGUGGGAACAGUUUGGGGAUGACCCCUUCCUGUUCCAACAUGACUGCACACCAGUGACCAAAGCAAGGUCCAUAAAGACAUGGAUGAGUGAGUUUGGUGUGGAGGAAUUUGCCUGACCUCAACCCCAUAGAACACCUUUGGGAUGAAUUAGAGAGGAGACUGUGAGACAGACCUUCUCGUCCAACAUCAGUGCCUGACCUCACAAAUGCUCUUCUAGAGGAACGGUCAAAAAUUCCCAUAAACACACUCCUAAACCUUGUGGAAAGCCUUCCCAGAAGAGUUGAAGCUGUUAUAGCUGCAAAGGGCGGGACAACUCCAUAUUACAUUCAUGUGCAUGUAAAGGCAGACGUCCCAAAACUUUUGGCAAUGUAGAGCAAGUCUGUAAAACAGCGGCCUCAUGUUUACUUGCGAAUUACUCUGUUUGUUUAGGUAGGCUUUUUGUUAAAAUUAGAUGAACACAGUCUGAUAUUCUGUCACACUAAAAAGUUAUGCAGUUUAACAUCAGCUGUCAUUAUGACCAUUAGCAAAAAGUGGAACAUUGCUAUGCACUAUUUGUAUUAUUAUUUGCCACGAAGGGAAUUUGUUCAUAAUAGAACACUCUGCUGCAGGAAAAUCAGGUGCCAGUAACCUCACACUGCAAUAACACUAGCUUACACUCAAUCACACAGCACCUGCUUUUUGUUCUUUAUUAUUUUUUGCUUUAAUUCUUUGGUUUUAAAUGUGAUGGAGUGCAGGAUUUCACUGUUUUUAAUGUCUGGUGUGUGUGUGUGUGUGUGUGUGUAUGGGGUGUUUUUCUUUUCUUUUUUUUCUUACAAAAACUCAGAUAUACAUUUCUCCUGGGAAAAUGAGGAUUUACAUUUUUGGAAUGUAUUUUUAUUUAUUUAUUUUUUUUCCCCCCUGACUUUCGUCUACACAGAGCCAUGUUUGGACACAAGACAUUUCUCAAGAUGUCCAAAAGUUUACGUAGUGUUUCAACUUUAAGGAACUGUUUCCUUAAAAUAGAGUACACACUAUUUUUUUCCUUCAUCCCAGAGGUGAAAUGGUAAAAUAGUGAAAAGUGUACUAUUAUCUACGGACUAGAGUUUUAGACCCGGUCUUAUUUUUGGUAGGCGGAGCCUCCAAGGGUUGUUUAAGACAAACUGCCCUUGUGACAUUCCAGCGGUCAGUUCCGUGUGGCGUUUAGGUUUUCUUUAUAAAUCACAGAGAUUUACAGGAAAGACUGUGAGCUAGCUGAAUUAGCCUCAUAGCUCUAGUGCCAAACUAAACAAGCAGACGUCCCUCACUGAAUAACAGAAUUUUAUAGAAUAACAAA